GCUUUGACUUAUUUUUUUAUUAAUUUUUUCGGAAGAAUAAUUACAGAAGAAGCAACGAAGCUAAAGAUCUCAGAAGCUGUUUUUUUUCUUCUCUUCCGACCACAAUGUCUCCCAAGAGCACCUCUCCAUCUUCUUCCACGCCAUUUACUCCCCUUCUUUUUCUCGCUUAACUUACGUUAUUCCUUUGCUUUCGUUUUUAAAUGCACCAUAUUCCUCCCUCAGGUUUUAUUUCAGGCAAGUCUUUUUUUUUUUUUUUUUUUCUGUCUCUCGCUUUGUAAUAACAUUCGAAGUUGGUUUAAAUUGCCGAAAAGUGGGAAGGUGUUGUACUCUUUUCAAAUCUGAAGGUUGAAGAAAAUUGCUUUCGGUGCUGGAUUUUGUUGGGUUUUCUGUCUAGAUUUCCUCUUGUUGUGUUGUAAAUUUAAAUUUUAGCAGCUCCAAUGUGCUUUUCAAUCUUCCGAUUUCCAAAAUUUGGAGUCCCUAUUUUAGCUAACCUUUGGAGGGAAAACUUUCAUCCCUUGAACAGAAAUCAUGGUCAUAGUUGUUGGUAUGAUCAACUUUGUUUUAGGAUCUAUAACCUUGAAGGAGGACAGAACAAGAGAUGGACCAGAAAAUCUAUGACUACCAAAGCGGGGGGGAAAGCAAAGACCAACCCUAGCAGUAAACCCACCAAUAUUACGAAUGAAAUCUUGCAGGAAUCGAUGUCAGCAAGCUGUACAGUUAACGUUAAUAAGUCUGAGAAAAGUGGAACUCAGAAGCUUCAAUAUUGUGAUAUUCAACCAACAAUUAUUAAGAGCAAGGAAUUCAUUCACCCGGUGACAGUUAUAACCUUUGACAUUGAAACGACAGGUUUUAGUAGAAACCUCGAUAGAAUAGUGGAAAUUGCAUUUCAAGAUCUUUCAGGAGGAGAAAAUAGCACCUUUCAAACAUUAAUAGAUCCGCAGUGCUAUAUUACAAAUUCAAGUAUACAUGGCAUUACAAACAAUAUGGUCGCUAGUUGCGGUGUUCCAAGGAUGCAGGAACUUAUUCCAAUUAUAUUACAAUUUGUCAAAAGCCGUCAGAAACCCGGUGGUUAUGUAUUAUUGGUAGCUCAUAAUGCUCGUACCUUCGACGUACCCUUUUUACUCCACGAAUUCAGCCGUUACUCCAUUGAUAUUCCUCAAGAUUGGCUAUUUCUCGAUACUAUGACGUUAGCCCGUCAACUGAUGAAGUUAUCCGAUUCGAAGAUUACGAAAAUAUCAUUAGAAGCACUUUGUGAGUAUUACGGUAUAGAAGUGGACGGUGAAGCACAUCGAGCAUUGCCAGAUGUGAUAUCAUUGUCUUUGAUUCUUCAGAGGCUUACUUUCGACCUCAAGCUAGAUGUCUCGGAUCUCGUUGAAAGAGCUUUCACUCCUUUAGAUCUGAUUAAUAAGAAGAAAAAAUAGAGUGAUGAAGCUAUGUUUUUGUUGUAAUGUUCUUUACUAAUUGUUGCAACUUUCUAUUCAUUCUUAUUUGAAUAACUUUGGGUCAUUUUAUUUACGGUCAUCAGAUCCUUCUUGAUGUCCAUAUUCUCCAAAAACGGGUGAAUGAAUUGAAAUGUCAGGACAUAGUUGUUUACAAAGAAAUAUGAAAGGAAGAUCUUUGUUCUA
This is a messenger RNA of Cucumis melo (muskmelon), 1625 nucleotides long. Its product is annotated as exonuclease DPD1, chloroplastic/mitochondrial. The coding region runs from base 438 to 1421 and encodes 327 amino acids. NCBI's taxonomy places the organism in Eukaryota, Viridiplantae, Streptophyta, Magnoliopsida, Cucurbitales, Cucurbitaceae. Gene Ontology annotation, cellular component: cytoplasm. The record is from RefSeq and is a predicted model, not a curated record. Gene Ontology annotation, molecular function: 3'-5'-DNA exonuclease activity; nucleic acid binding. Gene Ontology annotation, biological process: DNA catabolic process. The transcript is spliced from 4 exons.